AUGAGGCGCCUCAAAAGUAACCUCUGCUUCGUUCCCCCGUUGUCCGUGUUCCUACUGUUCCGUCAUUCUAUCUGUCACCAAUGUCCCUUGUAUAACCCAUUCCCAUCCGCUCGUCAGAUCAAGGGCUUCGCAACCCCAGCUGACGUGGACGCAUGGCUGCUGGCGAACCCGUACACGACGACCGGCGCGCUGCACUUCGCCUUCACGCCGUCCGGCGCGUUAGGCUACGGCAUUCAAACGAACGCCACCGUUAAGAGCCAGCGCGGGCAAUUCGAGGACGCGACGUUCGACUACCAGGUGCCGCUUCAGGCGGCGGCGGAGCGCGAGAUCGCGCGUUACAUCGCGCAGGACUGGACGCUGACGUGGACGCCGUCGUACGCGGAGUUCGCGCACCCGGCCAUCAGCGCGUUCUCCGCCGUCGGAUCCGCCGGCGCAACGUUCCUCUUCGCCGCGGCCAUGUUCAGCUUCGUCACGCAAGCGAGCAACCUCGUAACGGAGCGCGAGCUAAAACUCCGUCAGGCCAUGUCCACCAUGGGACUCAUGGACUCAGUCUUCUGGCUCACAUGGUUCCUAUGGGAGUUUCUCCUCGCAAUCAUAUCCUGUAUCCUCCUCGUGUGCUUCGGCAUGAUGUUUCAAUUCGAUUUCUUCCUACACAACGCAUUCCUCGUCCUCUUCCUCAUGUUCUUCCUCUUCUGGCUCUCCAUGACCUCCCUCGCCUUCUUCGUCUCCACCUUUCUCCGCAAGGCCUCCACAGCCAACACCGUCGGGUUCUUUAUCUUCAUUAUAGGCUUCGUGCUGCAGCUGAUCGUGCUGUUCGGGGUUCCGUACUCUAAGGAGUACAGCAACGGCCUCAGGAUCAUCUUUAAUCUCUUCCCGCCUGAUCUCCUAGCUAUAGGGCUGAAAUACUUGGGAGACGCCACAGCCACUCCCGAGGAUCCCGGGAUUAAGCUGUCCACGAUUGGCCAGUGCUCUCCGCGAAGCCCGGACUGCGUGAUGACGAUGGCGGGGAUCUACGUCUGGCUGCUCGUCCUGACGAUCGUCUAUUUCAUCCUGGCCGUCUAUUUGGACAACGUUCUCCCGGACGUGAACGGCAUCCGAAAGCCCUGCUUCUUCUUCCUCUACCCUUCCUUCUGGACCGGCCGAGCCUCGGGAGGGGAGCAUGGAGGACUCUUCUCGUGCUUCGGCAGGAAGGUUCCUGAGCUGGAUCCGAACGACCGCGCUGACGACGCUGACGUCAUCGAGGAGGAGGAGAAGGUGAAAGCAGCGGCAGCAGCAGCGGGAGGGGGGGAAGCUGCCAACGUGUCAGUGUCCGUUCGCGGCCUGGUGAAGACGUUCCCCGGGCGUACGGAGAUGAAACGGUGCUGCGUGAUUAAGAAGUCACCGGCGUUUCAUGCGGUGAAGGGGUCGUGGUUCGGCGUGGAGAAGGACAAGCUGUUCUGCCUGUUGGGACCCAAUGGCGCCGGGAAGAGUACCACCAUUCACUGCCUCACAGGCAUCAUCCCCACCACUGCUGGCGACGCACUUGUCCUGGGUUCGUCCAUCCGCGACCCAGGCAGCAUGGCGCGCAUACGGGGCAUCAUGGGCGUGUGCCCGCAGUUUGACAUCCUGUGGGACCGCCUGUCGGGCGCGGAGCACCUCUACCUCUUCGCGCGCAUCAAGGGGCUGCCCCCCGCGCACACGCACAAGGAGGUCGCGACCCUGCUGGAGGAGGUGCGGCUCACUGAGGCCCAGAAGAUGCGCACGCGUGCGUACAGCGGCGGCAUGAAGAGGAGACUGUCGGUGGCCGUGGCUCUCAUUGGAGACCCCAAGGUUGUCUACCUCGACGAGCCGACGACAGGCAUGGACCCGGUAUCCCGGCGCCACGUGUGGGACAUAGUGGAGCGUGCAAAGAAAGGGCGGGCCAUUGUGCUCACCACGCACUCCAUGGAGGAGGCGGACAUCCUGGGCGACCGCAUCGCCAUCAUGGCGCGCGGCCGCCUGCGCUGCAUCGGCACGUCCAUUCAUCUCAAGAACCGCUUUGGCGCCGGGUUUCUUGUCACUGUGGGGAUCGGGGCGAAGGGAGGGACGCCCUCGGCUGUGGAUUUGCAGGCGGACAAUGCUGCCAAGGCGGCUGUGGCUGAGAAGGCUUCUGCUGUGAAGGCGUACUUUAAGGAGAAGCUGGAUGUGGAGGCAUCAGAUGAAUCCAAGGGAUACGUCAAGUUCCUUGUGCCACGAGACAGGGAGCCCCAACUCACUGCUUUUUUCAAGGAGCUGAACGACAGCAGCAAGGAGUUGGGAAUCACCGACACACAGCUCUCCCUCUCCACCCUCGAAGAGGUCUUCCUCAACAUCGCCCGCCAAGCAGAGCUCGAAACCGCGCAAGCCGAAGGCCGGUUUGAAAACAUUGUUCUUACUAAUGGGUUGUCAGUCCAGGUGCCUGUGGGUGCUGAGCUCGUCUCGCUGCCGGCAACGGAAGAGUUUCCCCAGGGGAGCCUGAUUGAUGUGAGCUGGCAGCAGGAUGACACUGGGACGCUGAGGAUUUCGAAGUUUUCGGAGCAGAGGGAGACGACUGCUGAGGCUGCGGCAGAUGCGGUGCCUGCGAGGUGGGGGAAGAGUGGAGCGGAAAAGAGCUUUUGGGCUAGGAUGUGCGGGUGUUGUUCAUAA
Messenger RNA from Closterium sp. Naga37s-1, 2643 nucleotides. The record is from the annotation of a GenBank genome assembly. Lineage: Eukaryota; Viridiplantae; Streptophyta; Zygnematophyceae; Desmidiales; Closteriaceae.